UGUACCCGGUGUACCUUCAAAUAUACUUAAGAGUAGCUGGGGUAAAUUUAUGUAGUACCCGAGCCGACAAUGAUCAAUCGAGCUAUACUUACAAGUACCCGGGGUACAUUUAGAUACCCGAACCGGCAAGACCAAUUGAGCGGCAGUAAGGAGAGAAGAAAAUACGCAUAACGAUCAGUCUAAUUUUUCAUCCUUGUUGAUGCAGUGUAAAGUUCAACUUCAUUUUUUUUUCAAAAAUGUUUGUGUAUUAUUUUUUUAAGUGAGCCGCUUGAUCACAUAAAACUCAUCAGCGUUUAGCCUUCCUAGUUUCGAACAACAACAACAAACAACAACAACAACAAAAUGUCAUUUCACAGCCAAAAUGAGCAGAAGACUUCAUCUAAGUAACAUGGAAGACUUUUUCCUGUCAGUUGCAAAUGGAACCCUCAAAGGAUUAGAGACAUUUCUUCAACAUGGAGGCAACGCAGAUCUUGCAGAUGCUUGCGGGAGAUCCCUCUUACAUAAGGCUGUUGAAGAAGGGAAUCUCCAGAAAGUGUGUUUGUUGAUUAACAGUAACUGCAAUGUCUCCAUAGCAGACAAGGAAGGCGUUACCCCCCUGCAUGAUGCAAUACGCCUGCAUCAGCACGAAAUCACAGAGGCCCUUGUCAAGCAUGGGACCAAUGUUAACAUCGUCAACUCGCAUCACACUACCCCUUUGAUGCAGGCUGUGAUAGAAGAAGAUUUAAUUUCCAUAGACAUUCUGCUAAGUUAUUCUGAGACCUGUGAUAUCAACAUGGAGAACUAUUUUCUGCAGACAGCACUGACUCAAGCUGUUUUAAAAGAGAAUGUACCAAUAUGCAAGCUUCUUGUUGCACGUGGUGCCUCUGUGAAGUGUUUGUACAGGAAAGGUUUUCGUCUGAAGAUUGCCCAUACAAUGUGUUCAAACAUUGAACUGAUGAAUAUUUUUCUCCCCUUGAAAUCUCUAGAUCACCAUUUUCAUCUUAUGGUUGCUUGCAUUUUCCAAAACUAUAGUCUAGCUGAGACAAUCUUGACAUUAUUUGAGAACCCAUUUCAACUGAAAGGGUUAGGAUUUAUUACCAAACAAGAAGAAACUAGCACUUGGGAAAGGUUGGCCAAAACAGUAGUGAAACCAUACAAGUUUGCAACUAUUUGUUCAGGAAACAAUAAGCUACUGUCCAUGCUUCUGAACUUCUGUGGGUCAGAACACAACCAUGUGCAGCGAAAAAACCACUCACAUAGGGCUACAUUACUAGUUAGACGUUUGUUCAUGCAUGGUCUGAUCAUUCAUCCCCAGACGAGUUUUGUCAGUUGCAAAUAUGACUGUCAAUGUAGGCUAAGCAUAUUCAAGGCAUUACGAGAUACUGAUUAUGUUCCUCCAUUAAAAGGGUUGUGUUGUUCUGUGAUAAGGCAAAAUAUGAGCGGUGCAGUGAACUUUGACCUGUCAGUUGUGGAAAAGCUCCCUAUUCCAAAACCUUUGCGGGAUUUUGUUUGCAUGAACAAUUGGUAGUCUGAAAAUAUUCACUCAACAACUUUUCUGAAUUUUAAAAUAAGCUCACCUGUGCAAAAUGUGCUGAUGGUGGGCUUUAUGUGAUCGUCUUUUGUCUGUUGUGUGUCAUCAACAUUUGCCUUCUUCACACCCUAGAGGCUACAUCAAUUGUACGAUCGCCAUAAAACUUGGUCAGAAGAUUUGUCACAAUGAUAUCAGGGCUGAGUUCGAAAAUGGUUCUGGAUGGGUGAAAAACAUGGCCAUCAGGGGGCGGGGCAUUUUUCCUAACAUGGCUAAAGUAAAACCUUGUUAAAACUCUUGAUUCACAUUAAUUGUCCAAUCUUCAUGAAACAUGGUGAGAACAUUUGUUUUAAUGAUCUCUUGAAUGAGUUCCUAAAUUUUUCCAGUCUGUUGAAAAACAUGGCUGCUAAAGGAUGGGCAUUUUCCUUAUAUGGCAAUACUAAAUCCUUGUUCACACUCUAGAAGUCACAUUAUUGUCCAAUCUCCAUGAAACUUGGUAAUAACAUAUGUGAAUUUGGAUGAUUUCGAAAAUGGUUCCAGUCUUUUGAAAAACAUGCCAUCCAGGGGGCUGGGCAUUUUCCUUUUAUGGCUAUAGUAAAACCUUUUCAACACUCUAGAAUUCACAUUUAUGAAAUUUGGUCAGAACAUUUGUUCUCAUGAUAGCUCAGCUGAUUUAUAAAAUGGUUAUCAUUCGUCGAAAAUUAUGGAUGCCAGUGGGGCAGGACUCUUUUCUUAAUAUGGCUAGAGAAAAACCUUGUUAACACCUUUGAAGUCACAUUUUUAGUCAAAUCUUCAUGAAAAUUGGUCAAAACAUUAAAUUUUGUUCUAAUGAUAUCUGGGCUGAAUUCGAAAACAGUUCUUGUCCGUUGAAAAACAUGGCUGCCGUGGGGGCGGGGCUUUUUUCCUUAAAUGGCAAUUGUAAAACAUUGUUAAGUCUCCAGAAGUCACAUUUAUGGUCCAAUAUUUAUGAAACUUGCUCUGAACUUGUGUUAUAUUGAUAGGUAGGCUGAGUUUGAAAAUGGUUAUGGGUUGUAAUAAAGCCACCUGGGGGUGAGGCAUUUUCCCAAUAUGGCUAUAGUAAAACAUUGUUUCUAUAAGUAUCUUUAUAGUCCAAUAUUCAUGAAACUUGGUCAGAACAUUUGUUUUAAUGAUAUCUGGACUGUGUUUGACAAGGGUUCCUGUCUGUGAAAAUCAUGGCUGCCACGAGGCUGCGUAUUUUCCGUAUGUGGCAAUAGUUAAAUCUUAACUCUUUUGGUUGAAAGCGAAAAUGGUUGUGGUCUAUUGAAAAACAUGGCAACUAGGGGGCGGGGCCUUAUAUGGCCACAGUAAAACAGGGUGCAGAAUCACGUGACUUUGUGGGGUUCCCUAUUUAAACUGUUAUGGAUGUAAACAAAGCCGUAAGUGGUGGUUUAUUGUCCCCUACUGGUGAAACCGGAGGGGACUUAUGGUUUACGCUCUGUCUGUCAGUCAGUCUGUCUGUCACAAUUUUCUGGAUCCUGCAAUAACUUCAAAAGUUCUUCAUAUUUUUUCAUGAAACUUGAACGUGGAUAGAUGGCAAUAUGGAGAUUAUGCAUGUCAUUUCAUUUUGUUCCCAUGUCAAGAAUUCUGGUUGCUAUGGCAACAAAUAUAUAUAAAAAUAUAAAAAAUACUGACAAUGGUGGACUUUCACCGGUAGGGGACCAUAUUGCUUGGCAAUCUCUUGUUUCAAAUAACUUUUUUAAUCAAUUUUUCUUAAGAAUUUCAUCUUGUGCAUAAAAGACAGUUUUAUAUGCUGCUUAAUAUGGCAAUGUGAAAUAUUUCAGAAUGAGUUUAUUGUCCCCUACCUGUGUCACUGGAGGGGACUUAUGGUUUGCAUUCCGUCUGUCUGUCCGUCACAAUUUUCUGGAUCCUGCAAUAACUUCUUCAUACAUGUAUGUUUUCAUACAACUUGAUAGAUGGCAAUAUGGACAUUAUGCAUGUCAUUUCAUUUUGUUCCUACAUAAAAAAUUCUGGUUGCUAUGGCAACAAAUUUAAAACAAGAGCUGUCACCAUAGGAUGACUUAUGCCUCCUAUAAACGCUUGAUAGAAGUUAUGAGCAUUUUUCGAAACCUAAACGCAGAUUUCAAAACCUAAACGCAGACCCUAACUUCAAGGUCAAGGUCACAGGGGUCAAAAUUUUUGUGCGUAUGGAAAGGCCUUGUCCAUAUACACAUGCAUACCAAUUAUGAAGGUUAUAUCUCAAGGGACAUAGAAGUUAUUAGCAUUUUUCGAAACCUAAACGCAGAUUUCGAAACCUAAAAGCGGACCCUUAGUUCAAGGUCAAUGUCACAGGAGUCAAAAUUUUUGUGCGUAUGGAAAGGCCUUGUCCAUAUACACAUGCAUACCAAAUAUGAAGGUUAUAUCUCAAGGAACAUAGCACUUAUGAGCAUUUUUCGAAACCUAAACGCAGAUUUCGAAACCUUAACGCAGACCCUAAGUUCAAGGUCAAGGUCACAGGGGUAAAAAAACGUGUGCGUAUGAAAAGGCCUUGUCUAUAUACACAUGCAUACCAAAUAUGAAGGUUAGGGUUUGCAAAAAGCUCAUAACUUCUUUUAAGCGUUUAUAGGGGGCAUAAGUCAUCCUAUGGUGACAGCUCGUUUUUUAUUCAUUUUACUUUUUCUAGUUUAUCGAGUGACCAAUUAGAAAAGAAGAAUUAAAAUGAUUACUAACAGCAAGCAAGCAACAUGUUGAGUGAGCUUUCAUCAUAAUCAUGUUAAGUUGAUUGAAAAAUCAGAAACAGAAGUAUUCACUAUUCUUUUAUUGACCAAACACUAGGUUAUUUAUUUAUAAUAUACUAGUAAUUUUGUUUAGUAAAUAAUUAUUUUAUAUAAUUAAUUGUUGACAAAAUAUUGUUUGUUCAAGGUUUGACGUAUUUUACUUUAACUACAGCCGUAUAUUCUUUUUAUACCAAAAACCUUUCCAAAUGAGUACAUUAUUGGAAUAAGAAACUUUACAAGAGCUGUUAUAGGACAGCAAGCUAAACAUUUCUCGUUCUUGCCAGAGAUUUUAGCUUUUUUGUACCAAACUGUUUUUCGCUCACCUGUCUUGUAGUGACAUGGUGUGCAGUGUUUUUUAUGGCAAUUUCGGGGACGAUAUUUGGCCCCAUUCCCCUCCAAAAAUAGUUUAUAUUUUCCCCCAAUUUUUUUUUUUUUUUUAGAAACAACUGCCUCAUGAUAGACAUAUCUCAAAUUCAUUUUAUAAACAUCUAACAAGGUAUAUAACUAUAAUUAAUAUGAUUUUUUAUUAUUAUAAAGAGUUAUAUUCAAUUAGGUUUUCCCAAAUCAGUGGACUUCAUAAAUUACAUUUUUUCCAAAAUGCCAAAGAAAAGGCCUGAUGUAUCUAUAUUGUGUCAAUAUUUGUUGAAAAAAACAUUCCAAUUUGGCCCAUUUUAUUGAUAAAAAAUGCUCAAAUUUGCCAUUUUAUUGAUUUAAAAAAUCCCAAUUAGACUCUAAUUGGCUUGGAAAACUGAUACUGUGGAUGAUGGCUGAACUGACUGAAACUAAUGUUGAACAAAUCAUUGAUAUAUAUUUAAGAAAAAGAACAGAGACAUUCAGCUGUGAAUAUUACAUUCAUACAUCCGUGUGUAUUCAUAUAAUAAAUAUCAUUACAUAUAAAAGAAUGACUUCUUAAUUUUUCCACUUUUCCUAAAAAAGAGACGCGUUUUUCCCCUUUGGACGGGCCCCGCCACCAUUCCCUUAUAGGUGAAAAAAACCACUGGUGUGACCAUGUGAUGUCCGGCAUCCGUAUGUGCGUGAGUGCCUGUGUGCAUGUGUCCGUCAACAAUUUGUUUGUGUAGACAGUAGAAGUCACAGUUUUCAUCCAAUCUUUAUGAAAUUUGGUCAGAAUGUUUAUCUUGAUGAAAUCUGGGUUGGGAUUGUAUUUGGGUCAUCUGGGGUCAAAAACUAGGUCAAUAGGUCAAAAAUUAGGUCACAUAAUAGGUCAAAAAAUAGUAAAACCUUGUGUAGACAAUAUAGAUUGCAGUUUUCAUCCAAUCUUUAUGAAAUUUGGUCAGAAUAUUUAUCUUGAUGAAAUCUGGGUUGGGAUUGUAUUUGGGUCAUCUGGGGUCAAAAACUAGGUCACUAGGUAAAAAAAAAAGGUCAAAUAAUAGAAAAACCUUGUGUAGACAGUAGAGGUCACAGUUUUCAUCCAAUCUUUAUAAACUUUGGUCAGAAUGUUUAUCUUGGUGAAAUCUGGGUUGGGAUUGUAUUUGGGUCAUCUGGGGUCAAAAACUAGGUCACUAGGUCAAAAAAGGGCUGUUUGUAAAACAUGCAUGCCCCCCAUAUGGGCUGUUUGUUGUAGUGGCAGCAAUUGUGUGAAUAUGUUUUUUGUCACUGUGACCUUGACCUUUGACCUAGUGACCUGAAAAUCAAUAGGGGUCAUCUGCGAGUCACGAUCAAUGUACCUAUGAAGUGUCAUGAUCCUAGGCAAAAGCGUUCUUGAGUUAUCAUCCGAAAAUUAUUUUACUAUUUCGGGUCACCUUGACCUUUGACUUUGUGACCUCAAAAUCAAUAGGGGUCAUCUGCGAGUCAUGAUCAAUCUACCUAUGGAGUUUCAUGAUCCUAGGCGUAUGCGUUCUUGAGUUAUCAACCGAAAACAAUUUUACUAUUUCGGGUCACCGUGACCUUUACCUUUGACCUAGUGACCUCAAAAUCAAUAGGGGUCAUCUGCCAGUCAUGAUCAAUCUACCCAUGAAGUUUCAUGAUCCUAGGCGUAUGCGUUCUUGAGUUAUCAUCCGGAAACCAUUUUACUAUUUCGGGUCACCGUGACCUUGACCUAGUGACCUCAAAAUCAAUAGAGGUCAUCUGCGAGUCAUGAUCAAUCUACCCAUGAACGUUUCAUGAUCCUAGGCGUAUGCGUUCUUGAGUUAUCAUCCGAAAACAAUUUUACUAUUUCGGGUCACCUUGCCCUUGUACCUAGUGACCUCAAAAUCAAUAGGGCCAUCUGCGAGACAUGGUCAAUCUACCCAUGAAGUUUCAUGAUCCUAGGCAUAUGCGUUCUUGAGUUAUCAUCCGGAAACCAUUUUACUAUUUCGGGUCACCGUGACCUUGACCUUUGACCUAAUGACCUGAAAAUCAAUAGGGGCCAUCUGUGAGUCAUGGUCAAUCUACCCAUGAAGUUUCAUGAUCCUAGGCGUAUGUGUUCUUGAGUUAUCAUCCGGAAACCAUUUUACUAUUUCGGGUCACCGUGACCUUUGACCUAGUGACCUCAAAACCAAUAGGGGUCAUCUGCAAGCCAUGAUCAAUGUACCUAUGAAGUUUUAUGAUCCUACCCCAAGCGUUCUUGAGUUAUCAUCCGGAAACCAUCUGGUGGACGGACCGACCGACCGACAGACGGACCGACCGACAUGUGCAAAGCAAUAUACCCCGUCUUCUUCGAAGGGGGGCAUAAUAAUAGAAAAACCUUGUGUAGACAGUAGAGGUCACAGUUUUCAUCCUAUCUUUAUGAAAUUUGGUCAGAAUGUUUAUCUUGAUAACAUCUAGGUUGGGAUUGUAUUUGGGUCAUCUGGGGUCAAAAACUAGGUCAAAUAAUAGAAAAACCUUGUGUAAACAAUAGAGGUCGCAGUUUUCAUCUUAUCUUUAUGAAAUGUGGUCAGAAUGUUUAUCUUGAUGAAAUCUGGGUUGGGAUUGUAUUUGGGUCAUCUGAGGUCAAAAACUAGAUCACUAGGUCAAAUAAUAGAAAAACCGUCAACAACUUGUUUGUGUAGACAGUAGAGGUCACAGUUUUCAUUCAAUCUUUAUGAAAUUUGGUCAGAAUGUUUAUGUUGAUGAAAUCUGGGUUGGGAUUGUAUUUGGACCAUCUGGGGUCAAAAACUUGGUCACUAGGUCAAAAACUAGGUCACAAACUAGGUCAAUAGGUCAAAAAAUAGAAAAACCUUGUAAACACAAUAGAGGUCACAGUUUUCAUCCAAUCUUUAUGAAAUUUGGUCAGAAUGUUUAUCUCGAUGAAAUCUGGAUUGGGAUUGUAUUUGGGUCGUCUGGGGUCAAAAACUAGGUCAAAUAAUAGAAAAACCUUGUGUAGACAAUAGAGGUUACAGUUUUUAUCCAAUCUUUAUAAAUUUUGAUCAAAAUGUUUAUCUUGAUGAAAUCUGGGUUGGGAUUGUAUUUGGGUCAACUGGGGUCAAAAACUAGGUCACUAGGUCAAAUAAUAGAAAAACCGUCCACAAUUUGUUUGUGUAGACAAUAGAGGUCACAGUUUUCAUCUAAUCUUUAUGAAAUUUGGUCAGAAAUGUUUAUCUUGAUGAAAUAUCGGUUGGGAUUGUAUUUGGUUAGUCAGGUGAGCGAUUCUGGGCCAUCAUGGCCCUCUUGUUUAGCAGUUAUUUUAGAUAUCAAGUGAUCACAUAUUUUUGUAAUUUGAAAAAUAUUCUAGGAGACACACAUUGGCCUUGAUUUUGAGUAGAAACUAUGUUUCUGUAAUUAUUUAAUGUGACCUUGACAGUUGACCGUGACCUUGCCUGCCUUUUAUGCAAAAAAAUUAAAUUGUUGUACACUUUUAUAUGCUUGUAUCACACUAGCUCAUAAUAUACCAUGUUCUUGAGAUUUUGAGCCAAAACCAUUUUUCUAUAGUUUGUUACAGUGACCUUGACCACACCAAACCCAUUUGCAAUCCCUGAACGUAAGGAAUUUAUGUAGCACACUCUACUAUCAGUAAUCUAGCCAUUCAACCGCACAACCCAAUCUAGAUCUUGAUUUAAGGCAAUCAAUCAAUUACAUAGUAAGCAAUUUGUUAUGGAGUUAUUGAACAGAAACCAUUUAUAAAUCUGAAUUUAGUUACUGUGACCUUGACCAAUUAUGCUAUCUGACAUUAAAUUUUUAUGUGCUGAUUCAAUAUAACUUUUUAGUAAACGAGUAACCAUUCACAAAGCAGUGAGUCUGUUACACAAUAACAUAUUAGAACUUAAGUGCUGCUACAUACCAUACUAAAAACAUUUUGUUUGUUCAACUUGUUCGCAUAAUUCCACAACAGGGAAUAAACAUGAGCAAGGAUAAAUCAGCAGCCAGUUGUUGGUAUGAAAACUGUCUAAAUUUAUUUGCUAACAAUAUUUGAGGUAAACAUAUCACAGAACCUUAUACAACAAAUGGCUGAGAUCAGUCACAAGAUCCAUCUUUCCAGCCAUCUCGCCACCGCUGGUUAACAAGUCCACAAUCAAAUUCUGGUUUCCCAAGUUUAACAUUCACAAUAUUGUGCAUUUUACACAUCCACUGUGAAAAGUCCUCCUGACUUCCCGUUUGAGGCUCAUACUUUUUCAUACUGAAAUAUAAAAUAUGGGAAAAAGUGAGAGUGCAUACACAUAAACAUGAGAGAAAUUCUUGCAAUCAUUCACUAGCCUCAGGAUUUAUCAAAAGCAGAAUAGCAGGGGAUCCCUUCUAUUUGUCUGCCCCACCUUGUUAAAAUAUGUUAUCCCUUCCAUUUUCAUGCCACAUCUUUUGUACAUGCUAUGGUAAAUACAGACAAAAAACUUGUUUUUUUAUUAUGGACAAUUUUAAAGAUUAACACACAGGAUGACUACAUAUUAACACUAAAUUAAAUAAGUAAGGAACAUACCUCGCGGAUAUAUGCAGAAUUGAAGAUUGAAUUUUAGUAAUAAAUUAAGGGGAAACACCACGGUAAAGUCACUUACCAUGUACAAACAUUACCAUCUGAUGAAUUUUCAUAAAAGAGGUCAACCUUUCCUAUUUCAAGGCCCCAGCCAUUUUUUUGUCUAGCUAAAUCCCUUAAUAGUCAGCCUUUUAUUGACCAGUUACCUUUACCAAACAGGGCCAUACAUAAAACAUUCACAUAUAUAAAGAUUAUGAAAGUGAAAUACAGACUUUAAUAACACUCAAAUUCUAUUAUGAUUUACUCACGUUUCCCUCAAAUCCUCUGCACAAUAAUUGCAUGGAUAGAACUUGGAAAACAGGUGCAUCAUAUCCUUCAUGUCUCUCUGCUGCUGCUCAGACGGUUGUUCAGGAUAGUUAGCAGCCAUUGUAUGCAAGAAUCCCCAAGUAUGUCUUCCCAAUUCAUCCUUGUCUAACGGACACUCUUUAGAAGUGGCUUUAACUGGCAGACUGCUGACCUCUGUCUGUAUCAGAAUAACAAAUCACAAAGACUUAUUAACAGUGGCAAAUUGUUUAAUCCAAAGAUCUACCAAUAAACAAAGCUUCAUGUAAUUGCGAGUUCCUGUCAUUUCUCAUGGCUCUUGAGUAAUGUGCAGUCAAUAAAUGCGGUUAAUAUCAGCGUUUUUCUUUUCUGAAAAGUCGUUGGCUGACUGGAGAAAUACAAUGUAUAUAAAAUUGCACUAAAUAACAUGUCCAUCAUCAAAUGACAAUUUGUGUUCUUUUCUUCAAAUAUAUUUAUCACUUAUUAGGUGAUCAACAAGUAUAAUCUGCAUAGUUUUUUCAGUAAUAAAGCAAGGGAAAAAUUAAAUUGUUUUUAGCUCACCUGAUUGCUCAGGUGAGCUUUUGUGACCGGUCUUUGUCCAUCGUAUGUCCGUCUGUCUGUCCGUUAACAUUUGCUCGUAAACACUCUAGAGGCCACAUUUCUUGUCUUAUAUUCAUGAAAUUUGGUCAGAAGCUUUGUCCCAAUAAAAUCUCGGCCGAGUUCGAAACUGGGUUGUGCCGGGUCAAAAACUAGGUCACUAGAAGUCACAUUUCAUGCCCAAUCUUCAUGUAACUUUGUCAAAAUGUUUGUCUUAAUGAUAUCUUGGUUGAGUUCAAAAGUGGUUCCGAUCCAUUUAAAAACAUGGAAGAUGAACAAUCAUCAUGAAAGUUGGUCAAAACAUUGGUUUUAUUGAUAUCUCGGACGAGUUUGAAAAUGGUCCAGAUCUGUGAAAAAACAUGGCCGCCAGUGGGUGGGACAUUUUUCUCUAUAUGUAUAUAGUGAAAAUAUGUGAACACUCUUGAAGUCACAUUUUUGGCCCAAUUUUCAUGAAAUUUGGUCAGAAUAUUUGUUUCCUUGAUAUGAGAGUUGAGUUCAAAAAUGGUUGCGGUCAGUUGAAUAACAUGGCUUUCUGGGGGGGUGGGGGCACUUUUCUUAUAUUUAUAAAGUAAAAUAAGCUUGUGAACACUCUAGAAAUCACAUUUUUUGCCCAAUCAUCAUGAAACUUGGUACAAAGAUUGGUUUUAUAUAUAUCACAUAAUUAUUGCCCUUAGAUUGUCCAAAUUUUCAUAAUAUUAUACAAAAUCCUUGUAAACAUUCUAGAGGUCACAAUUUUAUGAAUCUUGGUCAUAAUAUUUAUUUUUGUAAGCAAAGUUUGAUGUUUGGUAAGGGGGGGUCAACUCAAAAUAUAGGUCAUCAGGUCAAAUCUUACAAUAACAAAAACACUACAUAUGCCAGAGUUUUGGUUCAAUAAUGAUGAAACUUGACUAGGAUGUUUGUCUGGACAAUAUCUAGGUCAAGUUUGGUAAAGAUUGAAUGAACCGACUCCUCUCAGGUGAGCGAACUAGGGCCAUCUUGGCCCUGUUGUUCAUAGCAUAUGUUAUGAGAAAUAUACAUGUCAUUUUAUUUUGAUAAUCUUAUCUAUAAUUGUGCAGACAUGUGUUGUCACAGGCAUAUCAUUUACUUCUUUUAAUUCACAACCGGGGACAUUGUCUCCAAUAGAGAGCGUUUGUGCCUCUAUCACAGACAUUUAUUUUAGACUUUCAUCUUGCUUAAAUAACAAGAAACAGUCGGAGACAGGUGAUGCUCCCCAAAGGCUUUUUUGUCACAAUAUUGCACUAUAUAUUCAGAUAAAAGGAAACGUCUAGUAGUUGGGGGGACAAGAAUUGCACUAUAUGUACAAUUAUUGGAAAAUUUCAAAGGGCCAUAACUCUGUAAAAAAUCAUCCAACCAGAAAUGGCUGAUAAUAUGCACAUCUCCUCUUGGUAGUGAAGCUUCCCAUAAAGUUUAAUUGAAUUCCGGUCAUUAAUUGCUGAGAAAUAGCCUGGACACAAAUUGUGCACGGACGGACAGACACACACACGGACAGACGUCAGACGUCGAGCUGGCUAUGACAAUACCUCGGGUUUUCUCCGAAAACGCCGAGCUCAAAAUUAUAAAUUUUAUUUCCGACUACAAUUUGUUUAUUUUACCACUGUCAUCUAUAAUUUGCUUUAAUCAUAACAUUCCAUAAAGACAUAUUUCAUUAUAAGGUACAAAGGCAGUACUGAAAAAUGCACUUUAAAAAAAGCCAACUUAUUCUUAAAUUCUAUUAUGUAUUUUCACUUUGACAUAAUAUUGCUUCAGAAACACAUACUUUAAAAAUCUUUCAUGUAUUAAUUUACUCUUAUAUCCCUUUUUUUGAUUAAAGCUGUUAUUGAUAUUGACCCCUCGUUUCAUGUUUCACUUGUUUUGAAUUCAACAGUGUAAAAUCAUUAAAUGUUCAUUGGAAUUAAGAUGGAGUACAUGUAUACAAUGUCAGUGUCACGCAUGAUAAUUCCACAAAACACAAGAUAUCCCGCAGUCAUGUAGUUAUGUUUCCAAUCUUUUUGUUAUUGAUGGAUCACUGGCCUGCUUACUCAAGUAACUUUUUGUUAUCCCUCUUCCCCGCCAUAGGCAGAGGGAUAUUGUUUUGGCGUUGUCCGUCCAUACGUCUUUCUGUCCGUCCAGCACUUUUGUGUCCGGAGCCAUAUCUUGGAAGUGCUUUGGCAGAUUUCAUUGAAACUUGGUAUGAGUAUAUAUAUGGAUAAGAAGAUGAUGCAUGCCAAAUGGCAUUGUACACCAUCUGUUAAUAACGGAGUUAUGGCCCU
Molecule: messenger RNA, 12228 nt
Organism: Dreissena polymorpha
Lineage: Eukaryota; Metazoa; Mollusca; Bivalvia; Myida; Dreissenidae
Product: ankyrin repeat domain-containing protein 7-like
Exons: 3
Coding region: 362-1507 (381 amino acids)
Biological process (GO): intracellular signal transduction
Molecular function (GO): protein binding
Source: RefSeq, a predicted model, not a curated record